Molecule: messenger RNA, 1248 nt
Organism: Osmia bicornis bicornis
Lineage: Eukaryota; Metazoa; Arthropoda; Insecta; Hymenoptera; Megachilidae
Exons: 1
Coding region: 1-1248 (415 amino acids)
Source: RefSeq, a predicted model, not a curated record
AUGGAUAAUAUCUAUGUACUGAAUUAUUUGAUAAAUAGACAGUUAGCUAAAAAGGGAGGGAAGAUGCUGGUGCUAUUUGUGGAUAUGAAGGCAGCGUUCGAUUCAGUGGAUAGAGAGGUGUUAGCAAGGUCAAUGAGGAAGGCACGGGUAAGAGAAGGGUUAGUGAAGAGAUGCGUGGAGGUUUUGAGGGAAACGAAGAGUAAAGUGAGGGUGGGGGAGAAGGAAGGGGAGAGCUUCUGGACGAGUAAAGGGGUAAGGCAGGGUUGUCCUUUGAGUCCAAUCUUGUUUACAUUGUUGCUAGCAGACAUGGAGGAGGAAAUGAAGAAAGGGAGAUGGGGGGGUGUAAGGUUGGGAGGAGAAAAGAUAUACACGCUGGCGUAUGCGGAUGACGUAGCGGUGAUGGCGGAAGACGAAGAUGGGAUGAAAGGAUUAAUGGCGAGACUGGAAAGGUAUAUAGAGGGGAAAAAGCUAGAGGUGAAUGUGGGAAAAACAAAGAUGAUGAGAUGUAUAAAGGGAGGCGGGAGGAGAGGGAGGAUGACAUGGUGGUGGAAGGGCAACAAGAUAGAGGAAGUGAAGAAAUUUAAGUAUUUAGGGUACGUGGUGACGGCGAAUGGGAAGCAAGAAGAGCAGGUAGAGGAGAGAAUGAGGAAAGGUGCGGUGGCUAUGAGACAAGUGUGGGGGAUAGGAAAAAGGAAAUUUGCGAAAGACUGGGGCAGAAGAAUAUGGCUAUUUGAUAGAUUAGUGUGGACAGUAAUGAGUUAUGGGGUGGAAAUAUGGGGAUGGAAAGAGAGGGAGAAAAUGGAGAGGAUACAAGAGAGGUAUUUAAGAUGGGUGUUGGGAGUAGAAAGAUCUGUGCCAGGGUAUAUGGUAAGAGAGGAAUUACAGAGGGAGCUAUUAGCAGGAAGGGCUGGAAUGAGGGCAUGGGGAUAUGAGAGGAAGUUGAGUGAAGGUGAAGGAGGGUGCCUAGCGAGGAAAUGUUGGAUGGAGAUAAGAGAAAGAGCAAAAAAAGGUAGGGCGUUAGAGGGGUGGGAGGAGGAAAGGAGAAAGUUUUAUGAGAGAAAAGGGUGGAGCAUAGAGGAAGUAGAGGAUAUGAGAGAAGAAGGGCGGUUGAGGGGAGAAGAGCUGAUAAGAAAGGAGAAGGGUAUCCAAGAAGAGGAAAGAUGGGAAAGGAUUAGGGAAUCGAGGUACAAUAGGUGGUACAAGAUAGUAAAAGGGAUAGUAAAAGGGUGUACCAGGGUACCUGAGUAA